This is a messenger RNA of Lymnaea stagnalis (great pond snail), 3709 nucleotides long. The record is from the annotation of a GenBank genome assembly. Lineage: Eukaryota; Metazoa; Mollusca; Gastropoda; Lymnaeidae.
GCCUCGUGAACAAGCCGUGAAGCUAAGUGUAAACACCUCUGUUGGAAGAACACAAUAAGUGUGGACCGUAGGGAAGCAGCAGUUAAAGUUAACGUUAUAACCUGUCAAAGUCUAACUACUCCAUAUUAUUGUUCGAUCAUUCAACAUCGUCGGAUCGUUGUGUAUUCAAUAGAAAGUGAACCUUCUAAUCCAAAAAGGUAAUUUAAUUUAUGCAUACUAUAUUUAAACAGUACUACAGUCACAGUUUCAGUUACUAAAACUAAACUUAAACUAAUACUAAUAGUUAAGUUUGGCCUUGCUUUAUAUACUUUAUUUUAUUUUUAGUAUGAUUAUUAAAAAUACACAUAGUCAUAGUCACAUAGAUGGCAGACGUAGGCAUUGAAAUACCGUACUGAGACUCAAAUAGUAAUAGGCUAAGUAAUUAUUAAAUAUGGUAGGCCAGGCCUUUAAUGAUGUAAUAAUCAGCCUGGGAUGAUUUUAAUUUAGUUCAAUUUAUUAUAAUUAUAUAUUCUAUCUAACUUACCGGGUACGGUACUACGUCUACUGUCUAUAACUAUAAAUAAUAACUAACACAAGUAGCAGACGUUACAUAGCCUAGCCCAUGUCUAGUAAACUAGCAUAUAUUAUAGGGCCUAGUAGUAGAGUAGUUAGCCUGCAGUAGGGGCUUAGUAGGGCUUGUAAUUGUAGGUGUAAUUUACUGAUACUGAUUUGAAAUAUAGGAUUGAAUUUGGUACUCAUACUAAUUAAUACUAAUAAGUUUAAGCCAUAAUCCCCCUAACUAAUCCUUAUACUAAUGAUUAAUGACACUAAUGUCUAAUACACUUAUACCAAUAAUAGUAAAAUAAUAGGAAUUAUCUUUAUUUAAGCUAAGUAUUCCUAUUGUCAAUUAAUUGUGGUCUAAAAAAAAAUUAAGAUUCAUAGCAUUUUUUUUAUUUUUUAUUUCAGUUAUAAUAGUAUAAGUAUGUUAGCUAUUCUAUUUUUUUAUUUACUAGGUUAUUUUUAGCUAUUACUAUCAAAUGUUUUCUUACAAAAAAAGAUUUUAAUAAUUAAAUGCCAAAAUGGACAAUCUUGUAGGCCCAUCUAAUAAAGUGACUAGUCUAUGCCAAGUUGUUUCCUCCAUUUCUAAUAAUAUUCAUUUUAAUUUUGAGACUAUUGAGCCAAUUAUUGGCUAAGAAUCUAAGAAUGAUGUAUUGCAGACGAUAAUCUAUCAACAAAAUUUUUGUAUAAAGUUUUGGACCUAGCCUACAUACCAUAUAUGGUUUUAUUAUUUAAAAAAAACAUAUUUUCUUUCCUUUUCAGAUAAGUCACAGUGCAGGCAUAUUUCUUAGCUGAAUAGCUAUUUUAAAUUAACCCUGGAUGAAGAUAUUUUGUAGAUAAGAUGAACAGCAUCAUGAAUUUCCCAGUCUCUAUUUCUACCAAGCUGUCAGAGGAAGAGUCAUCUGAGCUUUCCAUAGCUACCCAAGACAUUGCAAGUGAUUCUGAACAAGAUAUAACGACACAAUUUAAUAGUGAUUGUACAAGGAAACUUGUGCUUAGAAGACAGUUUUCAGAAGAUGAAGGUCUUGAGAUCAAAUUUUGUGAUGGAACUGAAUUAGAGUUGGUACAAACUGUUCAAAUAUCUAGAAAUAGAAGACUUAGAACUCCUUAUGGAAGUUUAGUGAACUUGGUUUAUGAUGAUAGUGGUUUCAAUAGUUCUGACAAUGAAGAUACAGAGGAAGAAAAUACUCCUUCAGUUGCCUUCCCUGCACCUGAAAGCUCAAGUCUUAGUAUCCAAUUAAAUGAUCAGUUAAAUCCUGAGAGGGAAAUAAACUCUAAUAGUUCCUGUGAUAAAGAUGAAUCUUCAUUAGCUGUUUCUGCAUCUAUUAACACAAAUGUUAGCAUUCCACCAGAGAACCUGCUUAACAGCAGUGGUGACAUAAUUGUUGACCCGACGAUAUCAGCAGAAACUUCAGUAACUCAAUAUUCAGGUUUUUCUCAAGCAAGACAGAGGGUGGCAAGGCGACACCGAAGCAUAGAUUCAAAUAAUAAUGACACUGCUGACACCAGUCUUCAUUCAUAUCUUUUAAAGGCACCCUUCAAGCUGAAUGAAUGCUUUCACGAUAAAGGGUUUUUCUGUCUAGUAACUUGUAUCAUGUACACUCUGUUUUUGGUCUUUGUGCUGGGCGCUGCUGGAUUAUUAACAGAUUGUUUAAAAUAUGGUGAGUUCAGUUACGGUACCAUAAAUGUAUCAUUAGAAUUAAGAAUUCAUGUAGUAUAGUGUACCGGUAACUCAAUUUCAUAAAGUAAUAUUUUGUUUAUAUGGAGAGGUCUAACUAAAGUAAGCCUAAAAUAAUGUAUUGCAUAAGCUUCAUUAAAUGGUGGAAAGAUAAUCCUCCUGAUAAUACUGAUAUCAAGAUGAAAAAUUAAUUUUUAAAUUGUACUUUUUAUUGCUCUUAAUCUUAUUUUUUUUUAAAAUAUCUUUUUUUUAAUAAUUUAAAAAUUCAGUUGUCUUUCUUGAGGUUGAUUUUAUACUUUGAACAUGCAUUUCCUUCAUUACUUCAUUUUAAUUUAAUUUACUUUUCUCCUCUACUUUUAGCUUUAGACAAAGAUGAUGUGAAAGAAAUGAGAUCAAGUUUUUUAAGUGCUAGGCAACGGCGUACAGGGGCUAAUUCUGGAUAAGUUUGAACAACCAGUACUUUCACCUGCAUGCACCCCCAAGGAUAAGUGUACAUCAUGGUGUUCUAGCAAUGUGGAUCAAAAAACAAAAUAUACUUAAGUCAUAUUUUGCACUCUAGUUCAAUUUACAGAACUAUGAAUCUUAAAUGCAAAUAGAUCUAUAGCUGCAAAGAUGUAUGAUUUUGAUGGCAUGUGCAAUGACAGAGUUUGAUAAAAGUGAUCUUAGUAAAUAAAUGUGAUUGACAAUCACAAGGCUAAUUCUCUGCCUGUAUUUAAUUGAUGAUAUUACAAAUUGCUUAAACCCCAUCAAAGUGGCAUUUGUUAUAUUUUCAUUCUAACCAAUUUGAGCUUUUUAACUGUCAUCAUUGCAUUAACAUUAUUAGGUACCGGUAGCUAAUUAAAAGGUUUAUUCCUAAAUUUUUGUUUUAAAUAAUUCCAAAACACUGCUGAAUUUUUUAAAAAGUAUCUUUCACUGCAGUAUUAGAAUAGUAUUAUGAACACUAAGUGGUUGGCUAUGUAAUUGGACAACAGCUAUUCUUGACUUUCUUUGUUCAUGGUUAAGAAUUAAAUAAUAGUGGUUUUGGGGGGGGGGGGUUGAUUUGAAAGAAUAAUUAAUGGCCAGUUUAAUACUGCAGUAUUAGAAUAGUAUUAUGAACACUAAGUGGUUGGCUAUGUAAUUGGACAACAGCUAUUCUUGACUUUCUUUGUUCAUGGUUAAGAAUUAAAUAAUAGUGGUUUUGGGGGGGGGGGGGUUGAUUUGAAAGAUAUAUUAAUGGCCAGUUUAAAUACAUAUAUUUCUUGUUUUACAUAUUACAGGCGAUGGAAUGUUUUUGUAUUAUUGUUUAUACUGUUUUAUGUAAUAUAUUAUUUGAAACUGCUGUGCAGUUGUUUAUUAUGUAUUUAAGACAAGCAAAAUACUUUUUGACAUACACUCAUGUAUGGUAAAUAAAAUUGUUUUCCAUGAAUUUCUUUUUAUGUUGACUGUUUAAUUUUAAGCUAAAAUUAAAAAUGAAUCAUCAAAAGAAAUUAUAUUUCUGUAAAAUAUUUUAUUAAG